Molecule: messenger RNA, 2169 nt
Organism: Lithohypha guttulata
Lineage: Eukaryota; Fungi; Ascomycota; Eurotiomycetes; Chaetothyriales; Trichomeriaceae
Exons: 3
Coding region: 1-2169 (722 amino acids)
Biological process (GO): DNA-templated transcription; regulation of DNA-templated transcription
Cellular component (GO): nucleus
Molecular function (GO): DNA-binding transcription factor activity, RNA polymerase II-specific; transcription cis-regulatory region binding; zinc ion binding
Source: RefSeq, a predicted model, not a curated record
AUGGACAUCAAGCAACCUCCUCGCGAGGACGACGCCAUAUCACCUCACCAUACCGAUGGACUCCCAAAGAUACACAAGAAGAGACAGUCGACGAGCAACAACGAUGGCGAGUCUCCGCACAAAAGAGCAAAGUUCGAGUCUGAAGCAACCUCGCCGGCAGAACAGCAGCCAUCACGUAAAGGUCGAGCUUGUGUCGCAUGUCGGAAGCUCAAGGUCAAAUGUGAUGCUUGGGAGCGGGGCAUGACGGGUUGCUCGAGAUGUCAAAGGCUAGGUAUAGAGUGUAUCAACGCGAGGAGGCUUCGUAUUGCUGUAGAGGGUGAAGAAGGUGGCACGCAUCCAAUAAUACAGAAAAUCGAGAGAGCCCUCGAGGAAGUUCUACACAAGCUGCAAAUGCCGAAUUUGGAGUCAUAUGCAAACGAAGUUGCCAUUGAGCCACCAUUACCACCACCUCAGAAACCAUCUGUUCCUGAGUUUCAGACAAACCAAACGACUCGCGAAAACUCGAGAGAUCCAGUCGAGGAUGAGAAGGACUUGGCACCUGCUCCCAUGGGUAGUCUGUAUGAAGCUACUCAGCUCAAUAGCCUGAGAACUCGCCUUCGACGCGUCAAUCCAAGGAAACGCAAUGCUAAGCGCAGAAUGGAGGCAGAUAUGGUAUCGCAAAAUCUGCUCUCGAUAGCUGAUGCUGAAGAACUGCUUGAGUUGUUCAAACGAUCUCUUUCGCGUUACUUGUUCAAUACAGCAAUACCUGAAGACGUUACACUUCAGGCUGUCCGCGAGUCUUCGUCUGUCUUGUUUACCGCAAUUAUGCUUGUAAGUGCCUUGCACGUUCCGGGCAAAGAAGCUAUACACGCCAUCUGCCACAAGCAAUUUCUCGAACUUGUUUCUACUGUGAUGUUUGACCGAUUCCAUACACUUGACGAUAUUCGAGGACUAUGUAUCGCAGCAUUUUGGCAACCAGACUUGAGCUGGAAACUCUCUGGCUUAUGUAUUCGCAUGGCAACUGAGUUGAAUCUACACCAUGCAUUCUACAAGGCUUUCUAUGCCCCAGGACUUUCGGAAGGAGAAAGAAACAGACACAUCGAGAAGGCGCGAGUCUGGUACCUUCUCUAUGUGCUCGACCACCAUUUCAGUAUCGCAUAUGGACGACCUCCAGUGACUGCUGAACUACUGCCAAUCAAAGAGCAUAAUGUGUUCGUAAACAGUACAUCGACUACUCCUUCUGACCGCAGACUGAUCUCUCAGGUUGGCUUGUUCGUGGUAAUGAGCAAAGCUUACGAGAUUUUUGGUCUGGAGCCCGAUAGAAUGAUGGGUAGUGAUGAUGCGUCUCUGCUCACCCACAUGAAGUUUACGGACGACACGAGACACUGGCGAGAUCACUGGCGUAAUGCGCUAUCAAUCGACAAAUACAUCGGUGAUUAUCCUGCCAAAGGUGUCAUGCUCCAUCAUGGGUUCAGCGAGCUUGUGUUGAACUCAUUGGCUCUUCGUGGUCGACCUCUUGAGAACCUUGAAAAUCUACCCACCAGCCUACGACCACUUGCCUCUCGAGCCAUCGAUGCAGCACACUUCAUACUUCAAUUCACAAUGGAUGAGCCAGCUUAUCGAGAAGCACUUGUCGGCAUACCACUUUACCUACAUUCUAUGGUCGCUUUCGCUGCAGUCUUCCUAAUGAAGAUCGCGCACAAAUGGCAGGCGAUCGGUGUCAACAUUCACCCAGAAACACAAACCAAGCCUCUCAUAGAAGGCAUGAUCCAGACCCUCCGAGCCUGCCGAGCAGGCGCCAACCACAUGGUCUAUAGCAUGGCAAGUGGUUUCGAAAGACUUCUCAAACAAUGGGGCAAGAACGCGCCCAACGGAGUCUCACAUCGAUCACUCCUGCCUCGACCUGGCGCCCUGCGAACAGAUUCAGGCACUCUGCUUUCGCCGAGCAUUCAUUCAAGUCCAGAAUACAACCUUGGUCAACAUUUUGAUCCUACGCUUAGCGCUGAGUCUUACGAUGCACCGCCAACAGGCUUGUCGGGCUAUUCGUUUAGUGGUUGGGGUCAGGAUGAUAUGCUUUGGAGUAUAGGUGGAGGGUAUGACUUGCUGGCACCGAAUGGGUAUGACUCGACUGAAUAUUCGACUUCUUACCUGCCUCAUGGCCGUCAUGAUUCGAUGCAUCAUGCUCAAUGA